This is a messenger RNA of Bursaphelenchus okinawaensis, 2552 nucleotides long. Lineage: Eukaryota; Metazoa; Nematoda; Chromadorea; Rhabditida; Aphelenchoididae. The record is from the annotation of a GenBank genome assembly.
AUGAACUGGUCAAAAAGUGUGUAGGUUUGGCUAUAGUGAUAGUGGAUAACCGGUCAAAAAGAACGUAGAGCUGCUAAUAGUGGCGAGGAAACGCCAUCAGGGACGUCGUUUGGGGGGGUAGGGGAUCGGGGUGACUCCCCCCCCGCCCCCAGAGCCGAUCCGAAAAAAACUCCACAGGUAGAUACGUGAAAAAACGAAAAAAAAAUUUUCGAAAAACCUGUGGACCAAAAAAUUUUUUUGGGUCUCCACCCCCCCCCCAGAGAAAAACCGUAGCGACGUCCCUGAACACCAUGGUUCGAACUGGACCGGCCUAGAUACGGGGACGGUCCUAGCCCAUUUUUUAAGCCCGGCACGAUCUAAGUUUUGCUCAGGCCAGGUCCAGCCCGGCCUAAAUUUUUUUCAAGCCCGGCUCAUUCCCAUGUCUGGACCGGUCCGGCAAAACACAUAAUAGACUGGUCAAGAAAUACGUAGAAAAGUUUAAAAGAGAAACUAAUAUGACAAUUAUAGAUCUCAAAAUGGCCGAAAAGGUCUACCCAACCCAAGAAGAACUGGAACAAAAAACCCAGAAUUUUUGCAAAGAAUGUGACAAAACUUUUGUCAAUUCAAGCUCCUACAACUUCCACAUGGUCAAAACACAUCGACAAAUCAACAAACCAUCCGAUGUGGCUUUGGACAGUCGGCUGAAUCAUUAUGAGAGUAGGUUAUCUAUUUUUGGGUAAGUGAAGUAGGGGGUAGGGUAAUAUGUAUGGUAAUGUAGUGUAGGGGGAGGAUAGGGAAAGGUAGGCAUAGUUCAAGGUAUAGCAUAGUAAAAUAAGACAAAGAUGUGUCUGGUAGCUAGGAUAGGCUACGGAAAACUAAAAGUUUUUCUAGAGGUGCGUAAGGGCUAGUAGGGACGAGCAGGGUGGGGUAGAAAAGGAAAUAGUAGGGAGGAGGUAGAGAUAGGGGUAGGUAGGCCUGUAAAAGGUCCGGACCUAAUUUUUCGUCCCGGUUUGGGGCCGGAACUUGGUUUAUGUAGAUAGGCACAGGACAGGAGCAGGGCAAGGUAUAAAAGUACAGUGUAGGGUAGGGUAGGGUAUGGUAUGGUAUGAUAUAGUGGGGUAGGGUAGGGUGGAGUAGUGUACGGCUAGCAGUAUUAAAAUCGUUGUAAACUGAAACCAAUUUUCAGGAAAGACCUUUGAAUACUACUGUCCAGUCUGUAACAACCAUUACUCAGGGAUGAAGUUGCUGGUACAACAUUAUCGUAAAGUUCACGGGGAAAAACGCUUUGAAUGUGAUGUUUGUACGGCCAAAUUUGCAUUGGAAAGGGAUCUAAAGUAUCAUAAAAAGAAAAUGUGUAUUGCUUUGGGAGGUAUGUCAAUAUUUUUUUAAUUUUAGGAGGUAUUUUAUUGAAAAAAGUGAAAAUUUGGCCGUUUUUUAUCGAAAAAUUGCAGUUUCUUGAUAAUUCUAGAAUCCAGAAUGACGCUGCUGCCGCGAAAAUCGACCAACUCAUCAACUAAGGUGUCUAAAGCUCACUCUGACACAAACAACACUAAUGCUGAAGAAGAGAGUACAAAAACUAUGUCAAAUGUACCAUCAAUCCCCUCAACAUCAAGUACAAUAUCCGUAGCGCCGAAGAAACAAAAACUGAUUGCAGUAAAGUUAAUACCAUGCACAAUUACUCCAGUUCGAAAUCAUGUUCAAGUUCAAACUGAAUUUGCAUACAAUAACUUGAAUGCACCGUGCGUAAGUCAAAGCGCAGCCUGCAGUAGCCAGGGCGCAAGUAUGGACGAAGGAAUUCAAACAUCGGAUUUUGGGGUUCAAUUCGGAACAAUGUCGUACGAUAGGGAGUGUCAAUUUGAAGGGUGGGUUUAUUUUUCAUUUUUUUGAGAAUAAUAUGUCAUCAUUGAGAAUAAUAUGUCAUGUUUUUUAAAUUUUUGGUUUAGAUGACGCAUUUUUUGAAAAUGCAGCUUUGCGCUGACGGAUUUAUUAUAUCUUUGUCAUAAUGACCUAUUUUCUGUAAAUAUAUUUGGUAUUGUGACGUAUUUUAGUUUUGUCAUCAUGACAGAUUUUUUGGAUCUUUUUGUCAUAAUGACGUAUUUUUCAGAAUUUGGUGUCAUCAUGACGACUUUUAUGGACACUAUUUAUUUUUUUUUAUUUCAAUGUCGUAAUGACCUAUAUUUUCGAAAUUCUUUUGUCAUCAUGACACAUUUUCUGGAUAUUCAAAGAAUUUAAUAAUAUCUGAUGACAUAUUUUUCAGAGUCUCAACAUACGAUCAAAGCACGAUGUACGAAGCCCCAUCCACCUCAGACUACACCGUUCCAUCGUACUACGACGACACCAUCAUGCCAUAUGACACUUACAAUGACAAUAACACGGCAGCUACCCAGACAUACCUGUGGAGUGACGACUACAACAGUCAAGAUACGAUGGCAACAUAUACUGAACAACAAAACAUGGGUACUCAAACCGGGUUCGAAAGCUUGGAUCAAUGGUACGGUGGUGAUGCUAAUGGUACCAAUGGCAGGGAUUUCGGAGUUAUGACCGAUCCACAAUGGUUCAAUUGUGACAUUUAG